Molecule: messenger RNA, 1161 nt
Organism: Sabethes cyaneus
Lineage: Eukaryota; Metazoa; Arthropoda; Insecta; Diptera; Culicidae
Product: maternal effect protein oskar
Exons: 4
Coding region: 1-1161 (386 amino acids)
Source: RefSeq, a predicted model, not a curated record
AUGAGCAGCAGUCAAAUGAGUCAACUCGUCGAUUCUGGUGAUGCUCAAUCAGAGAUCACACAGUUUGAGGAAAUAGCGACAAUACUUAGCAGUAUAAUCGUAACUCGCAGCAAAAAUGGAGCAACGAUAGACGAAAUUAUAGAUGACUACACGGACCUCACCGGAGAAAGCCUUUUGUCAAUAUUUCGUGAUCGUGACAUGAUUGCGGCGAAACUGCGACGUAUUGCUGGAGUGUGGUCUUCCUAUAACGCGCCAAAUGGUCCUUAUCUCUGGUACUGCAACUCUCAUAAAACACAACACCUAACCGAUAUGAUCAAGAAGCAGAAAUCUCCACGACAUUAUAAUAACCAACGGUACCAGAUGCCAAGAUAUCAACUCCCUGGUAUCCCUUAUAGCACAAGCACGACGGUCAGCGGGACUGGUCAAAGAGAAAAGUUCUUUGAAGAUAACAUGCACUACAUACCCAAACGUGGCGCAUGGAACCGUGUUCAACGUGCUAAUAAUCAUCCAUAUCUUCCACCUCAAAGACGCCAAAUGCAAAUGGCGAAACAAAUGACUCAGAGAAAAUACUAUUUCGAUGGAAUUCGCACGGAACCGCAUUUUUGCGGUUAUCAAAUGAUUGGAGACGACUUUUUCCUUUCGCUUGCUAGAUGGGAAUUGGGAUUUGCUUUUGACCCGGGACACCAAGUUCAACAGAGUGGCCUUUGUAUAUCCGGUUUGACGAUCGCCGAGGCUGCGGACCGGGCUUUGAAGGCCACUUACAUUAACGAUCGGGUCAUAAUAAACAUAGGAGCUGUCGACCUGCUUCAUGGAUACGAUUUCGUGGACAUGCAGCACGACUUAAUUCAGCUGGUAGCCAAUCUGGAAAAUCGCGGCGCGUCUGUGAUACUGACCACGCUUUCGCCGUUGGCUAAUAGUUCCCAUAUAGCUGGCGUAACUGAUCGUUUGCAGAGGUUUAACGCUUUGAUUCGCAAAUCUCAUUGGCAGUACAUAGAUCUGUGGCAGUGCUUCGUUAAUGAACGCGGUAACACGUUAUACGAAUGUUUUCAGCCGGGACCAAGACAUGUGAGCGGUAGUAAUCAACCACAUGUUCUUUGGAACAAACUUGGUCGCCAGCGAAUUAUCAAGUUUCUGAAACAACAGCUCGCAGCAUUUAUUUAG